This is a messenger RNA of Thamnophis sirtalis, 6149 nucleotides long. RefSeq names its product NCK associated protein 5 (gene NCKAP5). The record is from RefSeq and is a predicted model, not a curated record. Gene Ontology annotation, cellular component: microtubule plus-end. NCBI's taxonomy places the organism in Eukaryota, Metazoa, Chordata, Lepidosauria, Squamata, Natricidae. Gene Ontology annotation, biological process: microtubule bundle formation; microtubule depolymerization.
UAUUCCUGCAGUUACAGUAGGACUUUCAACUGUGCUCAUGAUGAACUUGAGAGCUCAUUCACUACUCCACACCAGAAGUUUUUAAGGCUUGGUAAAUAAACACAGCAUUCACUCAAGAGGAUUCUGGAUUGCCUGAGACAUCCACGGGUUUUUUCAUUUCUCUAGUACUGGAACAAGUUUUAAUGGAGCAACAGCAAUGAAAAUUGCAAAUACAUGGCAUUUCCAACAAAGAACAUUAUGGAUAAAAAGCGGCAACUUGUAAAAAAGGAGUUUGGGAAGAGAUUCUCUCUGGAUAGCAGACUCAUGGAAUACAUGGACUCAAAUAAAUACAUAGAUUACUUGCUAACUCAACUGGAAGAACAGCGCUGGAACUUGUGGAAGGAAAAGUUAUCUGUGGCUCGGCUACAGCAAGAAGUUGCCCGCAGUAAGAGUGACGGAACAAUGCGCGAGAAGCUGGUACAUGAGUUGGAGGAAGAGCGACAUUUGAGAUUUGAAAGUGAAAAAAAACUACAAGAAAUGACCCUGGAAUCUGAGCGCCACAGGGUUCAAAUGUGUGGACUGCAACAGCAGUUUUCAAGAAUGGAAGAAACAGUGAGGAACUUACUUCAAAGUCAAGGAUUAUCUGAGCCCAAUGGAGAAGAACACGUGCCCAUAUUAAAAUCAUAUCAGGAAACAUUAAUGCAAGAGGGAAAGCAGUGCAAAACAGGAGUGGAAGAUAUUUGCAUGUCAGAUAAACUUUCAAGGAGUGAAAACAACAGCAGUGAAGAGGAAAGAGACAAAACAAAAUUACUCUUGGAACGGCUGAAGGCUCUGGAGGCAGAAAAUUCCGCACUUGCUAUGGAAAAUAAAAAUCAGAGAGAGCAGUAUGAAAGAUGUCUUGAUGAGGUAGCCAACCAGGUUGUACAAGCACUGCUUACUCAGAAGGAUUUGAGAGAGGAAUGCUUGAAAUUGAAAACAAGAGUUUUUGACCUGGAACAACAAAACCAAACACUGAAUGUGCUAUUCCAGCAAAGAGUGAAACCCACAUCUAGCAUAUUGUUUCAGGAAUGCCAGCAGAAUAUGAAAUCUGGAAUACCUGCCUUGAAAUGCCAGAAUCAGUUAAAUGGGAAUGGACCUCACCAAGUUUAUCCUAGAAGCAGCUGCAGCAGCAGUGAACUCUCCUUGUCUAGCGCCUGCAGUGAAUAUUCCAGCAGCUCCUCCUGGAAUGAUGGGAAAGCAUGCAAGAAAAAGUCAGUAAGCUGGGAUAAAAGGAUAAGUAUAGGCUCUUCACUCCCCAGCAACCAUUCCAGUCCUGCUGAUGACCUACCUCCAACGCGCAUCAAAGAAAACCACAUUUUGGACGGGCUGAAGAAGCUACAGAAGCAAAAAAAAAUAUUAGAACCUCCUUCGGUUAUAUCCAAAUGGGGCUAUAAGGAUUGCAUGGAUUCUAAUGAAGGAAUCUAUUCUCCCGGAGUUAAGUAUGGCGCUCAGAAAGAACAGGCCAAUGGCAGGCCUGAAAUGGAGGUAGCUUGUCAAGAUCACCCAAAAAUCUUUGUGUAUGAUUCUGAUUCCCACGAGGAUGUGGAUGAUGACUCUUCAUCUUUAGUACUACUGCAUGAAGUACCAAGAAAAGACUGUUGGUACUACUGUAAUAAAUUAACUCACAGUGUUUCUGACAGCUUAUUUGGCUGGGAACCUGAUAGAAAGCAUUUAUCAGAAAUAAGGUCUUACUUUAAUUCAAAGGAAAAGCCCGAAAAACUGACUAGUUUUGUCAAUGGAUUUCAGUUGGGUGCAAAAUCAUGCAGGGAUAUGAAGCUGCCUGUGCUGCAGAUAGAUAAAAGUCUUUCCAGUGUAAGCUGGAGAGACCUUAAUUUACACCUUUCAGAUACUGAUGACAACGAAAUCCUUGAUGAAUUACAUGUAGAGAGCAGCGACGAGAAAAGCCCGUCAUCUUUGUCAUUAGCACCCUUUGCAGAAAAGAACACCGAGAGCUGUGAUAUGCUUGGGGAGAAAGAAAACACUCAGCUGGCAUCUUCUGAAAAACAAGCCCCUCCCUCAGACAUCAGGACAAAGGCAUGUAAUUUUAUUAAGCAGCAAAAAAUUAUAAAGAAGACUUCUUCAGAAGAAUGUAUUACUGUAAUAUUCGAUGCCGAAGAUGGCAAACCUAUUGAAUUUAAUUCACAUCAGGCUGGAAUUGUUACUGUAACUAGAAAUGAAAUUUCAAUUCACCAGCCUUGCGAUGCAGAAAACACUACAUGUUUAUCUCAGGGAGUAUCUAAUUUGCAGAAAGCAAUAGAUGCUAAAAGCUGCCAUAUUAUGCAAAUACCUGUUAAUAAAGCAGAGAGAAAAACUGCCCCAAAUGAUUUCAAGGACGACUGUGCAAAUGUCCCUUCUCCCCACAUCAGAGAUUGCCCUAUACAUUUUGGAAAACCACUGUGUCAAAAUACCUCUCAGCAAAAACUAACCAAACCCGCAUGCAGUAUUUCUUCCAAUUUGAGCUCCCCUUCUUGUAUCCAGGGAGGUAAUAAUCAAAAACACAAGUUAACAAGAGUUUCCAGCAGAGACAAGUUUUUACCACAGACAGCUAAACCGGCCAUGGCUGAAAACUGUCCUUUAGUCUCUCCCCAUUGCUUUAAGACUUUGGUUAAAGGUCCAGCCUCACCUGCAAAAUGGUCAAGGCACAAAAAGAUACUGAAUCCAAAUCAGAAUUCAAAAGUAGGCUUGAAUAACUGCAAGAUGUUAGCUCAUCCAGAAACUAAGAUUUUGCUCUCAGAAUCAACUGCCUUGCCUCAGCAUAUUCUAGAGUCUGUUAACAAUGAAGAGAAACCAACCAGAGAUGUCCAUAAUGAAGGGCCACCAGUAGAAGCCAGAUCUCCUCCCCCUCCCCUUCCUCCUGGCAGAUCAGCUUCACUCUUAAUGAGAUCACUUUAUGAACAUUCACCCCCUGCUCUUGACCAACCAGGAGCGGGUUUUCUCAGCGACACAAGAAAAGAUGUUCAGUUCUCACCACAGAAAGGAAAUUCAGUGUCUGUUUGCCACAAUGUUGCUGUUUAUGAAACAAAAACCGAUAAACUGCCUGUCACACCUCAAUUAAACUAUCUUGAAUUAAACCACUUUCAGGACAAGGGAGAAGGCAAAUGCGUAUCAGAAAAAUCCCCUGCCACAAGCCAAGUCACUUCCAAGAUUUUCACCAAGAAAAUUUGUCCACCAAAUUCAAACUUGCCCAUGUUCUACAGCAACCAAGAACUGUAUAAUUCCAGAGUUGUCUCUACAGCUUUCACAACACAAGAUACAAGCUCCCUGUCUCAGGAGACUGGUGUACCUCAGAAACCAAAGUUUCCCGAGAGUUUCUCCACUUCACUGGAGCAUCACAUAAGUACAGUUGGGGAACAGAGUGUUCUGCCUCAAAUUAACCCUUCUCCAACUCCAUUGUUAUCUCAGGUCAGGGAUGAUGGAAACUUGUCUGGCAAGGUGCUGAAGCCCCAUCUGUCUGUGGGACUGAAAUUAUUCAUAACAUCUCCCCGCUUUGUCAGAAGGAGUUCCACUGUGCCAGGAAAGCAGGAAAAAGACUGUAUGAAUGCAGCCUCUAAAUGCCACGUGAAUUCAGAUAAACAGAGGCAAGGUGAAUCUUCAUCUCAAACCACUAUAGACUUAGCAGACCCUGAAGAAUGGAGUCCGGAGCCUCAAAUAAAGGAAAGUUUCUCAAAGAAACUCAAAAUGGACCCAGCUUUCCCUAUUUCCCCUGAAUCUUGCAAUUUGAUAGAGCCGGACAGAUUUGAAAACAAAUCUGUUAAAAGAUCCAUUUCUUCUAGUAAUAAAGCAUACCUGAAGCCAGCUCUUGGUAUGACUGGAGCCAAGGCCCGUAGUCAGAGUUUCAGUAUUUAUACUGAAGAACUAUUGCAUGCACCUUCCCCAGAACGGUUGGGAAAAGUGAGAACCCAGAUUAUAACAAAUACAUCAGAACGAGGGAAUUCUCUAACCAGGCAAAACUCAGCAGGGGAGGGAUUGCAAACGAAGUUUGUUUCCGAAUCAGCUGGGACAGCAGAGGCAGUUCCAGCGGUUUCUUGCACUCGGCCAGGCGUUUGUGCAAAAGUGAGUGGUUCCAAUAGUCAGAUGAGCAACCCAAGCAAGCUGCCCUUUCGAACGUCUCCAAAAGGAGAUAUGUGCACCAGUGUUUUGAAAAAGGGGAUCCACAAAUCAGCAUCCCAGAGUGAAGUUCCAGAUACACCUGGUCAAGAUGAAAAAAGCAGUGAUGUUUCCAAGUGUCAGUCAGCAAUGGAAAAAAGUGUUACUCAAACAGAAAUCAACCAAACCAGUAUUUCCCCAGGCCAAAUUUUCCCAUUUCAGAAAAACAUGGACAGGAUUGAACGUCAUCACAAAACCGAAGGAAGCAAGACAGCAUUGCCAGAAACUUGUCUAAAUGGUCCCGAAACGCCUGGAAAGGCUUCGCUUUCAACCAGCUCACAUCCUACAAUAGAAGAAAAAGUGAUGUUGUGCAUCCAAGAGAACAUGCAGAAAGGACAAGGGCAAAACCCAUCUGGCCCUGAGAUGAAACAAAAAAACGGAGGCCCUUCUCUUGCCAGCUGGUUUGGUUUCCGUAAAAGUAAACUCCCUGCCCUGAACAGCCGAAAAACGGAUACCUCAAAAGUCAAAGUAGAAAAGAAAGAGGCAAAAAGUUCAGCUUUUGGAAGUAAGCAAGCAAAAUCCGAAAAAAGGAAAGACAAAAAGAAAAGCGAGCAGCACUGCGAAGCGGAAAACGAGCUGAACAGGAAAACGUCUGUCCUUUUAGAUGGUGCUCCCAAAGGAAAAAAAUUGGCAAAGGCUGUACACGGUAACCCAAGCCAAGCAAGAUCCGAACAGAAAAGCAGCCCUACUGCUACCAGCUCAGGAAAAGACAACUUCAUGAAAGAGCUUUUACACAGAGUUGAUAAGAAGGCAGCCCAGCAGACAGAAAGUGGAUCAAAAAAUGUUUCCUGCAGGAGCGUGUCUAAGAGCAUAUCCCAGGGUUUUCCUCUUCCAAGCAACUCUGUCAAUACUCAAAGAAUCCAGAAGAAAAACAGCAAAACAAAGGUUGACAUAGAAAUACCAAACGAGGCCUUGGUCAAUGUAGUAAGAGAAAACUUUCAAGAGGAUGCAGAAGUUAACCUCCCAGAUUCAAGAAAUCAAAGUCAUUUAAUAGAAUCCUGCUGCCAAAUGAGGACAUUGGACAGUGGCAUAGGAACCUUUCCCCUUCCAGACUCAGGAAACCGUUCAACGGGCCGACACGUUUCUAAGCAAGGACUGGAUUUAGAAAAUGAAGAUUUCACAUCACCGGGCCAACCUUUUCCUCAGGCUCCAUCUGAGAAAGCCCAAACCCUAGAACGAGAAGUGCCUUCAACAACUAAUAAAAGCCCGGGCUCUAUCGAGAGUGUAAUUUCUCAUUCAGCAUCAGAUCCUGCGAUGGCUGAUGGAGGUGUGCAGGUUUUGCAGAGUCAUCUUCCGAAAGCAGCUUCUUCAGGAAUAACAGGUCCUAUGGAAAAAACCAGUCAAAAAUCAAGUUGUUUGGCUUCGACAUCAUUAGAUGAUUCAGAGAAAGAAAACAGUAGCAAUGUAAAGAUGUUUCCAGACUGGAGCAGCAAGAAUGUUAUCAAAGCCAAGAAAUUGAAGCAACCUGAGGAAAUGAAAAAAAAAGAGUCUCCAAAAAAAAGGAUGUCUAAAGUUUUCUUUGAACUCUCAUUAAAUUUAAUAGCAACUGAUACAUUUUGUUGGGUAGGGGGGACAACAGUACAAACAAGGUUGAAGGACAAGAAGAAAAUGGAAAUAAUGAAGAAAUGUCUCUAAAUAGUUCUUGAGAUAGAGAACAUACAGAACCUUUGAGAGUUUCUUUAUAUGAUAGCUUCUCAUCCAGUGCAAGCUCAUACAAUGUUUAAAGAUAUUCUACAGCAAUGAAGCACUUAACGGAAGAACUAAAAAAGAUCAGUAAAUAUAUUGAGAGUUGAUAAGACUCAUCAUAGCAUCUAUCCUGGUGUGAUCAUACAAUGAAGAGAGGAGACUGCAUCCUUGUGAAAAGAAAGAAAACACAAUACCUGUAACAGUUAUAACUUUUAAAGUCUUAAUUUGCACUUUCAUGAAUAAUUGUACAGAAGUUGUAAAAAUAUUCUUUGACAAAUAAAAAUAUAUUUGUAGAAAAA